Messenger RNA from Fusarium subglutinans, 1380 nucleotides. RefSeq lists its product as uncharacterized. The transcript is spliced from 3 exons. Lineage: Eukaryota; Fungi; Ascomycota; Sordariomycetes; Hypocreales; Nectriaceae. The coding region runs from base 1 to 1380 and encodes 459 amino acids. The record is from RefSeq and is a predicted model, not a curated record.
AUGCAGGUCAAAGGCGUAAUCAUCGCUCUUUUGGGCAUCUCUGCCAUUACAGAAGCUGCUGUUGUUCAAAAACGACACCCCCUGGCUCGCGCUCUCCAACGACGACAAUUCGGCGGCGGUCGAUUUGGAGGUGGUGGCCGUGGAGGAGGCGGUGGCGGCAACAAUGGUGGUCAGGCCAACAAUGGCGGAAACAACAAUGGCCAAGCUAACAACGGCGGUAACAACGGCGGCAAUAAUAAUGGAGGCAACAACGGAGGCGGCAACGGCGGUGGCGGCAACACUCUGGACGCCAACGCCGUGCAAACUGGUUCGCAGCAAGAUGGCAACAACCCUGGAUCGGAUGAGCAAGCUGCCUCUGCAACGCAAACACUCACCAAUGGAGAGCAAAACCGGGACGGCUCGUGUAACGGUAUUCCUAUGGGAAAGAUUCCUGGAGCCAACAACAUGGUUUCUUCAGUCUUCACAUCGCCUCAAAACGGCGACAACGUUCAAGCCAAUCAAGACUUUGAUAUCUCAGUGCAGUUUAUCAACUUUGCACCUGGCUCGUUCACUAAUGCAACAACCACCUACUAUUCUGCUCCUCAGGACCUAGACGGUGGUGGUAACAUCAUCGGUCAUACCCACGUCACUGUCCAGGACACUGGCGAUAGUCUGAACCCUACUCAGCCUUUGGACCCUCAGCAAUUUGCCUUCUUCAAGGGUAUCAACGAUGCUGGAAACGGCCAAGGUCUCCUCACUGCCAAGGUCGACGGCGGUCUGCCUGCCGGCAACUACCGUAUCUGCAGUAUGUCUGCCGCAUCCAACCAUCAGCCAGUCCUCAUGCCUGUUGCUCAGAGAGGAGCACAGGAUGACUGCAUUCGUAUCACCGUUGGAGGUGGCAACGGCGGCGGCGGCGGCAACAAUGGAGGUAACAACGGUGGCAACAACGGAGGUCAGGGCGGCAACAAUGCAGGUAACAACGGAGGUCAAGGUGGUGGCCAGAACGGCGGCAACCAAGGUGGCCAAGGUGGUCAAAACGGAGGCCAGAAUGGCGGAGACCAAGCAGCUGAUGCCGGUGGUGACCAGAAUGCUGGUGGCCAAGGUGGUGAUCAGAACGGAGGUCAGCAGGGAGGAGACCAGAACGGAGGAGACCAAGCAGCUGAUGCCGGCGGUGACCAGAAUGCUGGUGGCCAGGGUGGUGAUCAAAACGGAGGUCAAGGAGGAGAUCAGGGCGGCCAAGGUGGUAACCAGAAUGGCGGCGGUGGUCAGGGAGGUCAAGGCGGACAAGGUGGCAACGGAGGUGGCUUCGGUAGAGGUGGCUUCGGUAGAGGUGGCUUCGGUGGUUUCCAGGCGGCUUCGGCAGGGGAUGGGUCUGGCAACAAGACAGCCUCAGCAGCAUGA